This is a messenger RNA of Saccharomycopsis crataegensis, 1416 nucleotides long. RefSeq lists its product as uncharacterized. Lineage: Eukaryota; Fungi; Ascomycota; Saccharomycetes; Ascoideales; Saccharomycopsidaceae. Bases 1 to 1416 code for a protein of 471 amino acids. The record is from RefSeq and is a predicted model, not a curated record. Gene Ontology annotation, biological process: proteolysis. The transcript has a single exon. Gene Ontology annotation, molecular function: cysteine-type endopeptidase activity.
AUGUACCCAAACCAGCACAACAACUACCAGCGUCCUCCAGGCGGCCCUCCAGGUCAACCGUACUAUGACCAAGGAUAUCAACAACAACAGCCAAUGGGAUUACUGUUUGGCGGAUCCUCCGACCCUUACAACAAUGGUCCUCCUCCUCCCCCUCCACAAUAUAAUAGACAAGACUGUCCUCCUUACCAAAUGGAACGAGAAUUCAGUCCUCCGCCAUACCCACCUACCCACCAAUAUCGUCACCAACCCCCUGCAAGUAGCCAACAGUACCCUCCUCAUAAUCCCCAAUUUCCUCCUGAUCAACAGUACCUUUCAAAUAGUCAACAAUAUAACCACCAUCACCCUCCAAAUCAUCAAUAUUAUUCAAAUAACCAAUACUCUGCCCCUCCUCAAAACUAUUCUCCAAAUCCUCCGCAAUACAACGUCGCCUCUCCAGCCCAAACUCCUAGAGACGUUCCUUCAGGGACCCAGACUUUCGGUAACGGCUCGACUUUCCAAUACUCCCAAUGUUCUGGCAAACGUAAGGCCUUAAUCAUUGGUUGCAACUACCUUGACCAAGGUGCUCGGGUCAGAUUACAAGGGUGUAUCAAUGACGCCAACAAUAUCAGGAAAUUCAUUAUCUCACAAUUCGGGUACCCCGAAGAAAACAUUGUGAUUCUUACCGACGAUCAAUCAUCAGCUGCUAGAAGACCCACCAAAGCCAACAUUCUUCGAGCCAUGCAGUGGUUGGUCAAAGAUGCCAGACCCCACGAUUCUUUGUUCUUUCAUUUCUCGGGGCAUGGUGGGGUGACCGAAGAUUUGGACGGCGAUGAGGAAGAUGGGUUCGAUAACACCAUUUAUCCUAUUGAUUUCACCACCAAUGGGCAAAUCGUCGAUGACGUGAUGCAUGAUAUCAUGGUGAAAAGCCUCCCUGCUGGGUGUCGAUUGACAGCAUUAUUCGACUCAUGCCACUCCGGGACCGCGUUGGAUUUACCAUUUGUUUAUUCUACCAAAGGGGUGAUUAAAGAAUCCAACAUCUUGUCGGCGUCGGGUCUUGAAUCUUCCCAAGUCAUUGGAACGGUGCUUAACGGUGACAUCUCCAGCUUAAUUCUGACAGGAUUAAGUCUUGUCCAAGGGUUAUCGAGAUUGAAAUCGAAACCAGAACGUGACAGAAUUGUCCAAUCAAAGACUUCUCCAGCCGAUGUGGUGUCGAUUUCUGGGUGUAAGGAUAAUCAAACCUCUACUGAUGCAAAGAUCAAUGGACAAGCCACCGGGGCCAUGUCGUAUGCGUUUAUGAAAGUGUUGACACAACAACCGGAACAAAGUUAUCUUUCGUUGUUGAACAACAUGAGAGGAACGUUGCUGGGAAAAUACUCUCAAAAGCCCCAAUUAUCAUCGUCACAUCCAAUCGAUGUUAAUGUGAGGUUUUUCUUUUAG